Messenger RNA from Diospyros lotus (date-plum), 7194 nucleotides. Its product is annotated as transcription factor DUO1. The coding region runs from base 6037 to 7020 and encodes 327 amino acids. The transcript has 4 exons. NCBI's taxonomy places the organism in Eukaryota, Viridiplantae, Streptophyta, Magnoliopsida, Ericales, Ebenaceae. The record is from RefSeq and is a predicted model, not a curated record.
ACCUGAUAUAGAGCAAAAUUUUAAAUCAUUUAGACCAUGAAAAGGUCAUGCCAUCAUCCACAAAAUUAUAAACCACCAUGCAAUCAUUCACUAUAUUACAAACCUAGGCAGCCUGCAUCGAGAUUUGUAAAUGCCACAAAAAUGUAGAAAUGUGAUGAAAACAUUCAAAAAGUAAUAACCGACGAAUCAUAGCUUCUCAUAAUUGCCCAUCAAACCCCAAAAGCUGCUUCUUGGAAGUUUGCGAGGCACUAAUAUAUCUAUGCUAGCUCUAAGGUAAAGCUAGUGGGCAAUGCCGUAGCAACAUCUUAUUAGCUCGUACACAAAAUGUGAAAUAAGCACAUAUCCUUUCUAAAAGGUCAUGUGAGGGAGCCCUGCCCUAAGUAUGCACAAUACAGUUCAUGGGAUUAGAUAUAACGGUGGGAAGGAUGAGAGCUGUGACAGUUUUAGAGCUAGAAGCAAUUGAGGAUUGAGGUUACCAAGGACAUGGAGAACCACUACAUGCGGAAAGAUCAUGCAAUGAAGGCCAGCCAACUUUGGCAUGGCAUGUGAAUUUAGCAAGUGAUCGAGUGGAAAAAAGCAGGUGACUGACUCCAUGGAUACCUCAACCCUGCUAUUGGAGUGAUCCUGCGGAAUGGCACAUGUAUCCCAUGUUGGACUUAGAGAUGGGAGUAGCAAAGGUUCACUUGAGGGUAUCACAUUAUGAUCUUGUACUGGAUCUUCGAGGGUUUAAAGAUCUGAUAAGGAGCUACGUGGAAAGGGGAGGGGGAGAGAGAAUAAAUGUGUCGACAUUUUUUUCUAUAUGCAGAAAAAAGAAGUUACUUAAAAGAAUAUAAUAAAUAACAUAAAUAUAAAGGACACAACAACAAACCAAGCCUUAGUCCCACUAAAUGGGCCCAACUAUAUGGAUUCUAACCCACCAAUCAUCUGUAUUUAUAAUUGCAUCUUCUUAGAGUCAGCUUAAGAAUAUUUGUGGCUCUAGGCAAGAAUUAUUUUGGUGGUCCUUUAAUAAUAUAAAUAAAUAUUAAAAAUUAUUUAAAAUUUACUUUGCUUGCUUUUUGAGAUGCAAAAUCACUAAUUAAAUUUUUGUAUUCAAGUUUACAAAGCAAAUCUUUUUCAAUUGACAAUAUAGACAAGAAGAAAAGAUCUGAAAAUGUAAGAAUUAAAUAAGCAAAAAAAGUGGAGAAUCCACAACUAGGUUCUACAAAUUAAAGUCAUCGAUUUACUUUUUUUUUUCUUUAAUGCUCAGAUCAAUGCGGAUUCCCUAGACGAAAUUCUUGCCAUCCAAAUAAUCGUUUUAUCAAAUUAUCUUCCUAAAAUAACAUCAUUUCUUAUUAUUUUUUUUCCAUUGCCUUGCUAGUUUACACCUCACUAUUUAUUGCUUAACAUUGAAAAAUAAUCCGUGAACUUAGGGAGUUGAGGGAGCUUUUUCAUCUAAAUAACAUCUCACUAUUCAUUGUCUAAUAUUGGGAAAUGAUCCGUUAACUUCGAGAGUUGGAGUCCACCUCGUCCAAAUGGAACAAUAAAAUAAACUGAGCAUAAAUUCAAACAAAAACCAUCAUGAAAUAGAAUUAGUGACUUUGCAUAUCAAAAAACAAAGGAAAAAAAAUUAAACAAUUAAUGAUUUUGGGGCCCUAGGCAUAGUGGCCUAUGCCUUGAGCCGGGCCUGCUUCUGUAAAGCCAUUAUAACUUAAUAUCAUUUGAGAGUUUUUCAUUAAGCUUUCUCUUGAUCUUUCUCUAAUCUCUUUUUCCUUUUACUACAAAUUUUGAGGACAUUUAUUAGUUUUCUUCUCACAUGAUCAAGUCAUCUUAAUCACAUCUCACAUAUCUUAUCCUUAAUAAGAGAGUGGCUCUUAUUAUAAAUAGCCUCAUCUCUAACUUUGUUCUUUCUCGUAUGCCCACAUCCAUCAUAACAUCAUUAUUUCAGAUAUAUUCAUAUUUUACACAUGCUGAUUUAUUGGCCAAUAUCUUGUGCCAUACAACACAAGUAGUUUUAUAGUUGCUAGACAAAACUUUCCUUUCAAAAAAUUGGCCAUCACAUAAAAUGCCAAAAGCACUUCUUCUGUUUAACAAUUUCAUCUUUAUUCUGUAACAUCCUCAUGAACCUCCCCAUAUUUUUGGAAAAUUGAUCCAAUAUAUCUUUAUAUUUCCUUGGACUGGAUCUUCAAGGCUCAACAAUAUCACACUUCUAUUUUUACCAAACUUACAUUUCAUAUAUUUCCUUUGGAUUAUAGUAUGUCUCUCCAUACCUUGAACUUAAAGUUCACACCUUAUUUUAUAUGCGUGCUUCAUGAGCCCAUCUAUCACUAAAACAAAGAAUUUUCUGAAAACUCUGGGCAGGCAUUUUCUAAAUCCAUAAACACUAUCUUUUUGUUUUUCUUCUAGACAUUUCCAUCAAGUGUCUCAAGAAGUAUAUAUCACUUGCAUUGUUGACCUACUAGGUGUGAAUGAAAUCAACGGUCUUUCAGACAAAUUAAUUUCUGUUCUUUUGCACAAUGACCCUCUUCCAAAAUUCUGUGGUGCGGCUCAUUAGCUUGAUUCCUUUGUCUUUUCACAACUUCAAAUAUCUCUUUUAUUCUUGUAAAUAUGCAAUAGAAUGUUAUUUCUCCGUUCAUCAAGCAUCCUCUUCGAUUUAAGAAUCACAUUGAAUAGUUUCAUUAACCAUAAAAUGCCUUCUCCAAUUCAUUUUCAUUCUUUUAUAGAGAUAUUAUUUGCUUCAACUGUUUUACCAUUCUUCAUCACUUUCAUGGAUUAUUUCUCUUCUUUCAAACAAAUACCUUUUAUAGAAUAUAUGAUUGGAAUCUGGUUCAAAAUUACCAAGAUGUUCUAAAAUAAUGUUUGUUUAACCACAUUUAUUGAAUAGUUUCAAAAAACACUCGUGUGUGUGUUUGUGUGUGUGUUUAUCCAUCUUUGAGUCAAGUCAGAUAAACACCUUUCACAAGCUUUUGACUUUGCAUCAUUGAGGGCCUUCUUUGCUUCCGUUUAAUCCAAAAUAUGAAUUCAUGAUGUUUGAUCCAACAAAUUUUGCAUAGGUUAUCAGCCACCAAAAUAUGAAUUCAUGAUGUUUGAUCCAACAAAUUUUGCAUAGGUUAUCAGCCACCAACUUGACCUUGCUCCUAUAUCUUGGGACUGACUGUAACUAGACAAAAUUCCUUCAACAUUAGAAGGUGGUAAGAGGAUUACUCAAUCUAAAUUUGGAGUUCUUUCUAGCCAAAAUAUAUAUUUUUAAACUUUUCAAAUUAGGCCAUGUCUAUAACAUAAAAUGAUAGAACACAAAAUUUAAAAGUAAAAUCUUAACAUGUCAUGAAAUAAAGAUUAAAAAAAAAAAGGAUUGAGUAGAAGGGCCUUGUAAAAUAUUUUGCACUAUGCACUGGUAAGAGAAAAUGUAGGACGGGAUAAAUAGAAAAAUAUGGAAAAGAAAUAAAAGAAAGCGUGAGUGCUAUAUAUUAGAAAGGGUAAUGCUAACCAUUGCCUUAGGACAAUGGUUAAGAAACAUUAAAUAUACUUGUUUUUCAGACAAUACUUAUUUAUUAUUGCUCAUUUUUAGGUUUAGACUUUUUUAUUGGUAUGUAAUAAAACAAAUGCACUUAUUGUAACAAAACCAACCAAUAGAAAAUGUUUAGAACUAAAAACUGUUAGUGAUAGUGCCCUAAAUGCUAGAUUUACAUUACAUUGAUGUAUGUGAAUGGCACUAUUGAUUAUUCUUGAUAUUAAUAAAAGAUCAUAUCUCUCCCUCUCAUCUUUAUGAAUGAGUCCCUAGACUUCUUGGUAGACUUCCUACUCUCAAAAGUUUGAGACUAUGUGACUUGGAUAUCUAGUCCAGAAUUUUUUAAAAGUAUUCUCGGUUCUUAGAUUUAUUAGAAGGGGACUAUAAUUAAUCGAUUGGUGGACUGGCACAUAAGUUAUUACCAUUGUUUAGCAUAGAGAUGUUAAUGAGAUGGGAUGGUGAGUCACAUGCUACAUUGCAUGGAAUGCAUACAAUAACCAUGCGGGUGGGUGUUGGAAAAACAUCCACUGAAUGUGACGCCUGCGACAGAUCACAUGGCUUAUGGAUUAAUGAUUUGUCACUGGCUCUCGAUUGUGUAUCUAGUCCUUUGAUUAGAGGUGACAUAGUGUCUUGUGCACUGGUGUCAGUGAUUUGCCGUUGAGCGGAACCAUUCAGUAUAAGAGGUGGGAAUGUUCUUUAUGCAAUCUUUGUGUAGUGGUGUAUGGAGGUAGAUUGUUUGUAGAUAGGAUCCAUUGACCUCCAUUCGUUGGGGGCAAACAAUCUAUGUAAUCCAUGUAAGUGAUUGUGAUUGGAAAUCCCUUGGCCAUGGUGAGCAUGAGAUUGAAAAGAGUUCCAAUGUCAGAUUGGUUCUAACAUGUUACCUCAAUCAUGUCAUACUGGAUCUAUCAUAGUUACCGAGUCCUAUGGGUUUAAUCAGUCCGUGACUCUCACUCGGUUGGGAUGUUAGUCAGUGGAAAGACUAUAGUGCACGAUAAUCGAGGAGCCUUAAUAGGUUCAUAUGAAGUUGGACUGUGUUGCCAUUGGGAUUGUCUUGAGUCCUAAUUAGAGAAUACUCAGGAUCUCUUAGGAUGCUCUGGGGAUUUGGAGAAACCCUCUUAGUAGAUCGAUGGGAUCGGUCGACAUCAAGGAGUUGACGUGUCCUGAUUGCUAAAUGGUUGUGAACCUAAAAAGUCACGCGCAUAUCAAAUAAUGUAGUGGAUUAGUGAUCCAUUGCUAUUAGUGUGUUUCUUGUCGCUGUUGGACAGUGAUGUUGGUUGCUAUAUCAUAUGUGGGACACAUGAAUCUAUGAUUAUGGGAGAUGGCUAUUGGAUAGCAGGGCCUUAGAGGCAAUUGGACGAAAAUGGUGCUGUUAGACGGAAUCGGUUGACAGGUUUAUGGAGCGGUCGACCGUUUGGAAACAAUCAACCAGUGCUCACAUGCUGUCAACCGUUCGUGCUCUAUCGAUUGGUGCUUGAGAUCAUGUCAAUCGUCUUGAAAUGGUUGACCGAUUUCCUCAAGCUGUUGACCAUUUUUGCCAUUAAAUGCGAUGCAACUUUGUCACAUUAGAACAUUAAAUGCUCUGAUGCAAAUCAUAAGAGACGGAAUGGGAAGGGAGAGGCAUGAGCAGCUGGUUGAUAGAAGGGAAGGGGAUUUGAAAGGGUUUGGUGGAGUAGAAGAAGGAACCCAAUCGUGUGACACUUUCUCUCCACCUUCUCUCUUCUUCUUCCUUUGUUCUGCUUCUUCUUGCUUGUUGUCUGUCUCCUUCUUCUUCCUCUAAAGAUGCGGCUUCUUCUUGUUCUUGCUCCAAGACAAGCCAGUGCAGCUUGUCACAGCAAAGGGGAUAAUAUUGUAAUUAGUCCUUUAGUUAGUUGAGGUAGUUAGUUACUCAGGUGUAUGGAUUAGUGGAUGUAGAGAAUCAUAGCUAAGUGCACAUGGCCACUUGGCUAGCCAAUUGGCUGUUCUAGAAAGAUGUACUAACCGCCUCCCUUAUAAAUAAGAAGGCUACAAUGAGGAUGGGGAUCAUGUGAGAAUUCUACACUGAUCUUUUCCCUCCUUUGCCUCUCUCAAAUUCUGUCUCUCUUAAUCCCUCUCUCUCUCUUUUCCCUCCCUUACUUCUCUUCUCCUUCUUUUCCGCCUACUCGACCUUCUCUCAAUUACGGAAAGGCUCCUAAUCAGAUCGAGGGUCUAACACAGCUCCCUUCAUCAUCUUCUCCCUAUAGAGUGGCUAUUGGACAACCAAGAGGCAACCAAGAAGGGAUUGCGCAUAGCUCCAGAUCACCUCCAUCGAGAGGGUCCUAGCACGGCUCCGUUGGAGGCUUUCGUGGCAGCUUGGGCGUGGAUCGACUAGGUCCUCUACGUUUGCAGAGGAGGGCUGGUCACCCAAGUGCUUGUAGGUACGAUGCAACUAGCUAGACAGAAAUGGAGGAGAGCAACGCGUAGGCAACCAGCACCAAUCUUCAUCCGAAAGAUUUCGGCAAUCCCAGAAGCCGACUCUCUGCGCUUCAGUUUUGCACUGAGCCGGCGAUUUUCCGGUGAAUGGGUUAGCAGGGAAUAUGGGUCGCCGUCGACGUCGUCAACGAGAAGAAGAAGCGGAGGCAGAGGGUUUCAUUGGAGACGAUGAGAUAAAGAAGGGGCCGUGGAAAGCGGAAGAAGACGAGGUGCUGAUCAGCCAUGUCAACAAGCACGGCCCCAGAGACUGGAGCUCCAUUCGAUCCAAAGGUCUCCUCCACCGCACCGGCAAGUCGUGCCGACUCCGCUGGGUCAACAAACUCCGCCCCAACUUGAAGAAUGGGAUCAAGUUUUCAGCUGAGGAGGAGAGGAUAGUGAUGGAGCUGCAGGCAGAGUUUGGGAACAAAUGGGCAAGAAUUGCCACCUAUUUGCCAGGCAGAACAGACAAUGAUGUGAAGAAUUUUUGGAGUAGCAGGCAGAAGAGAUUGGCCAGGCUUCUCCAGACACCAGCACCAUCACCGUUGUCCCAAUAUCAGAACCCUAGUGAAGUUUCUGUUGUUCAUGACAUGCCUACAGAUAUGGAGGCACCGAAGUUCAGUUCUUCAACAGAUGAAGAAUCAUCCUCAAAGUCCCAAUCUUGCUCCUCAUUAUUAAUUGACAACUCCCAAAUGAUGAUCAAGAUGGUACCACUACCUGAGCUUGCAAAACCAGACUUGCUCCACUGUGAGCAAGACUUUCUACAGCCCGAGUUCAACCCUGCUGAGAAGAAUCCAGCCGAAGAGCCACAAGCAUUUAUCCCAUUUCCCAUAAUUCCAGACCUCGAACCAGACCUUCCACUUGAAAUGGGAAGCCAGGAACUCGCCUCUGUCCUCGGGAGCCCUAACUUACUGGAAAUGUUUGGGAAUGCUGAUGCCUCAGAUGUCGAAAACUUACCACAGAUUCCUCUUGUGCCACCAUAUCUUGGGGAUGAAGGACAAGAUGGAAGGGAAGAUAAUGGAAACUCUUCUAUCCCAGACAGCUUCUUCAGUGACUUCCCAGCUGAUGUAUUUGGUCAUAUCGAGCCACUACCCAGCCCAUCAGAUUGGUGAUGUUCUGUCCUUCUUGUAGAUAUAGAAAGAAGUAUAGCAAUUGUAUUUUGUCCCUCCCCCUUAGCUACACAUUGAAUGAAUGGAUAUUGUGGGUGUUGCUAUCCUUUGUACGUGACUCUUUUUCUACAAUCUAAAGUUGAUUGCCGGUCUCUCUAUCCCGGCUAAAAAGAUGGA